AUGACACAACAGCGGUUGGCCACCAUUGACAUGGUGAACGACUGUGAUGGCUUCCCCGACCUCGAGACGAACCCCAGAGGAUAUGCAGACCAGCUAAGCAGACUCUACACCCUCGUCUGGGAAGAUGACCAAGGCGCCUUCCCUAUCGGUUACCUCCCCAUCACUGUCCUCGAUGCCCUCAGAAAGACCCCCGCCAGUAUCCGCGGCCGUCUCGAUAUCAACCCCACCGCCAGAACCGCCGCCCUAUGGCAGAACCUCAAGUCCUACGAAGAGCGCACCAAGCAAGCCGCCCAACUGACCUCCUACUGGCGCAAGAACCAAACCUUCCGCCUCCUCAGAGGAUGGCGCAACGAAAUGUGGCCCGUCUACGGCCGCAACGGCGAGCUCCUCAUGAGCAUCGAGCGAGCAGCCAUGGGCCUCUUUGGCACCACUCGCUACGGAGUACACAUGACGGCCUACCUCCGUCGCAAAGACAACACGAGCGUCUACGACUUCCGCAUCUGGGUCCCCAAGCGCUCCAGCAACAAGUCAACUUACCCCGGCAUGCUGGACAACACCGUUGCCGGCGGGCUCAUGACCCACGAGGAUCCCUUCGAAUGUAUCAUCCGCGAGGCUGACGAGGAGGCGUCCCUCCCCGAAGAUGUCAUGCGCCGGAGCGCGGUGGAAACCGGCACUGUCACUUACAUCUUCAUCACGGAUGAACGGUCAGGAGGAGAGCCAGGGUACAUCUACCCCGAGUGCCAAUGGGUCUAUGAUCUCGAACUGCCGUCUGAUGGGAGCGUCGUCCCCAAGCCCAAGGAUGGCGAGGUGGAGAGCUUUAGUCUACAUACGGUGGAGGAGAUCCAGGAGCAGCUUGCCCAAGGGUUGUGGAAACCCAAUUGCGCCAUGGUCAUGCUCGAUUUCCUUGCGAGACACGGUGUCUACACUCCGGAAAACGAGCCAUACUAUGAUCAGAUUUGCGCCCGGGCCCAUCGCUUCAUUCCCUUUCCUGGACCACACUGGGAUUACCAGCAUCCUGAUACGAGGUGUUGAAGAACAAGAAGCUAGCUCCGUGUCUGGAUAUUUCUUCUGUCAUUGCCCCCAUCCUCCAGCUUUUUUUUUUUGUUCCUGUCCAUAAAUUUGUUCCUUUUGCACCCUUAACGCCAGAUUCCCCA
This is a messenger RNA of Podospora bellae-mahoneyi, 1154 nucleotides long. RefSeq lists its product as uncharacterized. The transcript has 2 exons. NCBI's taxonomy places the organism in Eukaryota, Fungi, Ascomycota, Sordariomycetes, Sordariales, Podosporaceae. Gene Ontology annotation, molecular function: 8-oxo-dGDP phosphatase activity. The record is from RefSeq and is a predicted model, not a curated record. The coding region runs from base 1 to 1032 and encodes 343 amino acids.